Molecule: messenger RNA, 1433 nt
Organism: Priapulus caudatus
Lineage: Eukaryota; Metazoa; Priapulida; Priapulimorpha; Priapulimorphida; Priapulidae
Product: protein spire homolog 1-like
Exons: 6
Coding region: 489-1304 (271 amino acids)
Biological process (GO): establishment of meiotic spindle localization; actin filament network formation; Golgi vesicle transport
Cellular component (GO): cell cortex; cytoplasmic vesicle membrane
Molecular function (GO): actin binding
Source: RefSeq, a predicted model, not a curated record
UUCCAGGAAUCAAAAUCAAUGGGAAAAUAUGGCAGCUUCCACGACGAAGAACUAUUUGCGCUAGCGUAGGCCUACUGUUGCUACUAUCUAUACGCCGAAACCCCGACGGACGGAGUUUUCAAAAUCUCAACUUCGGAGCACAUUUCUGGCUCACGAUCAAUGAGAACUGAUAAGGCUGAAGAUAAUGAGAACAUUUCGUGAUGCUUGCAUGUACUGCAAUUAUGCUCACAUGAGUCGACAUUCGCCAGUCAAGCCGGCUACAUUCAGGGUGUCCCAGUGGUAGCCGACACUCAACAACGGCUCAGCUGACAAGCUCUCAGCGGGAGAUUAUGGCGCUCCAAGCCGUGAGAGCUGACUGUAUUCCAGUCUCAUAUUGGGAAACGCAUAAAACUGCAGAGAGAUGGCGAAAAUAAUGAAGAAAUUCAACGCAAGUAAAACAUAAUCAGUGAUUGAAUGAACAUCAGGUGCGCAGAGGAAGACUUACAGACAUGACGGACCAGCAGCAGCAGCAGCAGCAGCAGCAGCAGCCGCCGCGCUGCGUGCUCGACAGCCAGGGCUACAUCACGCUGCAGUGCAUCCUCGACUCCUUCAACACGCCCAUCAACGAGGAGCAAGCGUGGGCCGUCUGCUACCAGCUCGCGCGCCACCUCAAAGCCGAAUGGAAGCGCGCCGGACCCGACUGCCGCGCCCUCUCCGGCGCCGACUCCAUCCGCCUGCAUCGCGACGGGUCGGUCGACGUCGCCCCGGCGUCCGAGCCCGCCGGCUCGGAGCACCGCCUGGUGGAGAGUAUCGGCAUCGCCAUCUUUUCCGCGCUCGACUACGGCCUCGACGGCGGCGAGGAGCGAUCGCUGAGCGCGCCGCUCGAGCAUCUCAUCGCCGCCAUGACGAUGCGCGGCGAAGCCAUCGCGAACAACAACAACAACGGCGGCGCCCUCCAGCGGGCGUGGCAGGACGACGAGGGCAUCGAGCACGACGCGGCGUCUGACGGGGACGACGACGCCCCGGCGGGUUCGUUCGACGACGUCGCCCGCAUCUGCAACGCGCGGCUCGCCGGCGCGGACGACGACGGCGCCGCGCACUACAAGGCCGUGUGCCGCGCGCUCGUCGCCGAGAGCGUCGAGCUGUCGACGUUCCUGCAGCGCGUGCGCCGCAACGGCGCGUCGGCGGCGCUGCACGAGAUCAGCAACGAGUCGGAGCUCGACGAGGGGUGCCUCGACGAGAUCUGCAUCGCGGACUGGGCCGUGCUGUGGAUGCAGGUACGCGGGCGCGCGCACGAAUGUGCGGGUGUGAAUGUGCGUGCGUGAGGGGGGCUGAAUGUGAGGGGGUGAAUAUGCGGGUGAAUGUGGGGAUGAAUGAAUGAAUGAAUGACUGGGCCGUGCUGUGGAUGCAGGUACGCGGGCGCGCGCGAAUGUGCGGGUGUGAAUGUUGGGAUG